This is a messenger RNA of Hirsutella rhossiliensis, 2277 nucleotides long. Its product is annotated as sugar transporter domain-containing protein. Gene Ontology annotation, biological process: transmembrane transport; carbohydrate transport. The transcript is spliced from 6 exons. Gene Ontology annotation, molecular function: carbohydrate:proton symporter activity. Gene Ontology annotation, cellular component: membrane. Bases 1 to 2277 code for a protein of 758 amino acids. NCBI's taxonomy places the organism in Eukaryota, Fungi, Ascomycota, Sordariomycetes, Hypocreales, Ophiocordycipitaceae. The record is from RefSeq and is a predicted model, not a curated record.
AUGUACCUGAGCCCCCUCCAGGUGGUCACACGCGACAAAUCCAAUUGGCACGACGACUUUUCUGUCUCUCCCGUCCCGGCCCCGUCCGCAACCCACUUGGCUGCAGUGGCCAUUGAUCUUGGCCGCGUAGCGCCUCUCCUACCCAUUUCUUCGACAAGCCAGUCCCGUCUCCCCUCCAACAUCCCCUUGCGCACCCUCCCGACGCGCCCCGCCAACCCCCAAGACUCGUCCCAGUCGGCUUCGCUUCUCGCCUCCCCGGAAAACGACGCCGGCCCCCCUCGCCUGUCGUCGAGCUCCGAAUCAUCCUGGACCGACACGGGCGAUAUUGGCGACCAACUCGCCGACGAACACGAUCCCGUCCGCCUCCAGCUGCCCGACGAGCUUGAGGGAGAGCUCCUCACGGGCGUCCAGAAGCGCUCGUCGAGGCACUCCAGAAAGGUCCGCAUCCGCGACCCCUCGCCGCAUCGUCAUCACCACUCUCCUUCGCGAUCCCAUAUUAUCGACAAGGAGGCCAUCGACGUCCCCGUCGUCUCCCGUCCCCGGCCGUCGCGCGCCGAACGUUGCAUCGGCGCCAUCAUGUCUGGACGCUCGGGCUCCAUCCAUGGCCUGACGGGCAAGGCCCUUCUCUACUUUACCAGCAUCUUUGUUUCCCUCGGCGUUUUUCUUUUCGGCUAUGAUCAGGGCGUCAUGUCGGGCAUCAUCACCGGCCCCUAUUUCAUCGACUACUUCAAUCACCCAUCCAAGGCCCAGGUAGGGACCAUGGUCGCUAUCCUCGAGAUUGGUGCCUUCAUCUCUUCCUUGGUCGUUGGUCGCGUUGGUGACAUCAUCGGGCGACGCCGCACUAUCCUCUACGGCUCCUGCAUCUUCUUCGUCGGUGGCGCCCUGCAGACUCUUGCCGUCUCCAUGCCCAUGAUGAUGGUCGGCCGCAUUGUGGCUGGUCUUGGGGUCGGUGCGCUUUCCACCAUUGUGCCCGUCUACCAGUCGGAAAUUUCGCCCCCCCACAACCGUGGCAAGCUGGCGUGCAUUGAGUUUUCCGGAAAUAUCAUCGGCUACACCACGUCCGUCUGGGUCGACUACGGCUGCGGCUUCAUCGAGAGCGACUCGUCCUGGCGCGUGCCGCUCCUGAUGCAAUGUGUCAUGGGAGCUCUUCUGGGACUGGGCAGCCUAAUCAUCGUCGAGUCCCCAAGGUGGCUCCUCGACAACGAUCACGAUGAGGAGGGCAUGGUCGUCAUUGCGAACCUGUACGGCGGCGGCGACAUCCACAAUGCCGAGGCUCGCGAGGAGUACCGCGAAAUCAAGAUGAACGUGCUUCUCCAGCGUCAGGAAGGCGAGCGCACAUACGCCGAAAUGUUCCGCAAGUACCGGACCCGCGUCUUCAUCGCCAUGUCUGCCCAGGGGCUGGCCCAGCUCAACGGCAUCAACGUCAUCUCAUACUACGCUCCCUAUGUCUUCGAGUCAGCGGGCUGGGUCGGCCACGAUGCCGUCCUCAUGACUGGGCUCAACGGCAUCACCUACUUCCUCUCUACAAUUCCGCCCUGGUAUCUUGUGGAUCGAUGGGGCCGACGGGCGAUCCUGCUCUCGGGCGCCGUCGCCAUGGCCAUAUCCUUGUCGCUCAUCUCCUACUUCAUCUUCCUCGACAUCAGGUGGACGCCGCGGCUGGUUGUCCUGUUUGUCAUGAUCUACAACGCGGCCUUUGGCUACUCGUGGGGACCUAUUCCCUGGCUCUACCCGCCCGAGAUCCUUCCCCUCAGCAUUCGAUCCAAGGGCGCCAGUCUGUCGACGGCCACGAACUGGGCUGCCAACUGGCUCGUGGGCGAGAUGACCCCCAUCUUACAGGAGUGGAUCAAGUGGCGGCUUUACCUAGUCCACGCCUUCUUUUGUGUGUUGAGUUUUGUUAUUGUGUACUUCAUCUACCCUGAGACUUGCGGAGUCCGUCUCGAGGACAUGGACUCAAUAUUCGGCGAUGCUAGCACGGUUGUGGGCACCCCGUCCAUCCGCGCCGAGACCGGCUCUCUUAUUAGGGGCGGAUCGCCGGUUGGAUCUGGACGCGGCACCCUUGGCUCGACGAGUGGCAUCCCUGGACUUUUCCUCGGCCCAAACUCGGAAGUCGACGACGACAACAAGUCAUCGAGCCAGCCAGGCGGCGGCGAAGAUCGAAGCGUCGGCGGGUGGCUUUCUAGAGUCGCGCGCGGCCGCGCAGGCAGCACCGGUAGCGGCCAAGGGCGUUACGCACCUCUCGGGCAGCAGGAGGAGGGCAGCCGCAACAAUCGCAGCUGA